AUGAAUAAAGAUGGAAAAAAUAACAUUUUUGUAGAUGAUAUAAUAAAAAAUGAUAUUGAGUUAAAGAAAGAAUACAUAAAUAAUGUAAUAAAUUAUAAGGAUAGGAUUCCUUUGGUAGAGUAUAAGAAGGAAGAAAAUAUAAUGGAUAUAUAUUCAAAAUAUCAUUUUAUAAAUAAUAUAUAUAUUAAUGUGACUAAGAGGGAUGAGGAAGAUAAAUUCGAUAUACAUUUUGUAAAUGAUAAUGAUGAUAAUGAAAUAGAUAAUAACGAUGAUUAUGUUAUAAACAAUGUUGUUGAAAAGAUGCAAAGAAAUACCUUUUUAGAUUUAAAUAAGAAAAGAAAUGUAAUAAUUUUAUUAAGCGGUUGUUCAGGUUGUGGAAAAAGUACCUUAAGUUGCUUACUAGCGAUGUUUUUGAAUAUAAGACGUAUUAUAUCAACAGAUAUUAUAAGAGAAGUAUUAAGAAAAUUUAAAAUAAAAAAAGAAAAGUAUCUUCGUUUCUCUACAUAUGAAUCAUGGAAACUACAUGAUAGUGAGGAUGAUAUGAACAUAAUACAAUUAUAUAAUGAGAAAUUAAAGAAAAACGGAUUUAUGAAUGAUUAUGAAAAUAAUAAUCAUGAUGAUAGUGAAAAAGAAGAAAUUGAGAAAAUAUUAACAAAAAGAUGUAUCGAAAAUUAUUUAAUACAAUGUGAUGUUUUAUAUCCAUAUAUAGAUGAAAUAAUAUAUGAAAAUAUUAAAAACAAACAAUCUCUUAUUAUAGAAGGUGUACAUUUAAGUACCCAUGUAAUGAAAAAAUUAAUAAAGAAAUAUCCAAAUAAAAUUAUUUAUUUCUUGGUUUAUAUAAAUGAUAAGGAAACUAGUAUUAAAAGAUUUGCUACACGAACAAAUAAUAAUAAAUUACCAAAUAAUAAUAAAAAUGAAAAAGUAAAUAAAUAUAUACAAAACUUUAAUUAUAUAAGUGGAAUUCAAUCUUAUUUAUUACAAUCAUCAAAAGAUUUAGAUAAUACAAUUAAUUAUAUUGAAAAUAUUGAUAUUUAUAGAUCCUUACAAAUGAUUAUGAAUUCUGUAUAUGCCCAGAAAUGA
This is a messenger RNA of Plasmodium falciparum 3D7, 1080 nucleotides long. RefSeq lists its product as uncharacterized. The record is from RefSeq and is a predicted model, not a curated record. NCBI's taxonomy places the organism in Eukaryota, Apicomplexa, Aconoidasida, Haemosporida, Plasmodiidae.